AUGGUGAGACUGCCGUAUCUGACCGCCCUGACAACCCUCUUCAGCUAUGGCCUACUGUUUGCGUUCGGCCAGCUGAGGGAUCUCUUCAGAAGGAUCGUGGAUUGGCACAAUGCCAAGUCUAAGGAUCUCCAGGUAAUAAAUGCGGGAGAGACGGGUAAUCCGUGUCCCCUCGCGUGUCGCAUAAUCUGUUUAGAUCGGUUCCUGAAUGGGGAAAUUGGAUGUUGCUGGAGCAGGGUUACGCCCCGAUCUGCCUGGGACUCGAAGAUUUCUACACGCGGCGGCUCUAUCUCCGCAUCCAGGUAUCCCAUCUUCUGUCCCCCUCACUGUUCAUCGGUGGGUUCGUAAGGCAUCAAUAGAGAUUCCAUAUAUUAAGAUUUCUACAUAUGUGGUUUCUCUGUAGAUCUUCUCAAUUCCGUUUUCCUUUUUCCGGAGGAGAUUACAAAUUCCAGUCGAUUAAUUAGUUGAUGCGAUUUGGGGGAAAUGAGCUGGAUUUGGGUUGUGAUUUGGCUCUUAGUUCAUACCCCGAUUGCAUAAUAAUGUCGAUUCACAUACUCUUUGUUAAUUAUUUAUAAAUAAUAUUUCCCUUCUUACUGGCUGACCCCGAGAGAAAAAUUGCCUCUGAUAUCAUGUGAAAUUUUUGAUAGAAUGCAGAAAAUCAUGGUCACGGGUACCAAAUUAGUGCUCCUUUCCAUGUGAUAUUACUAUUUUAUCACGCAGAACGUACUCUUGAAAAUAUUUUUCAACUAUGUAAUCUUUGGCUUUGAUCUAAGUUCUGAUUUGCUCUCCUCUCAAGGACUGUUUCGGCCGGCCUAUUGCUAGCGCGCCGGAUGCAUGGUUUGACGUUGUUGAGCGCUACUCCAACGACAACAACAAGACAUUGCAGUGAGUUGAAAAAAUCUUCUUCCAUUUGAUGUGAUCCGUAUGCCAUAAUGGCUAAUACCCCUUUGAAAAUCUGAGCUGCAUGACCCAGUCGAAUAAUUUUCUCUCUAACCACAAGAUAGCUUUCAUUUUUUUAAUGAUUCAUACGAGUUGCAUGAUUGAGGGUUUAAUCUCAAAGGAUAUUGUCCAUGCAGUCGCACGGAAAACAUAAGUAAAUGCCUCAAUCUAGGAUCAUACAACUACCUCGGCUUUGCGGCAUCGGAUGAGUACUGCACACCGCGUGUUGUCGAAUCCUUAAAGAGAUAUUCUUCAAGCACCUGCAGUGUGCGCGUGGACGGGGGUAGGUAUAUUUUUGGUGUCGUGACGAAGAAAUUAGUAGUUCAAUUUACGUUCCAGCUAAUGGUUCCUGGCUCACAGGCACCACUAAAUUGCACAUAGAGCUGGAGGAAUUAGUCGCGAGAUUUGUCGGGAAGCCAGCUUCUCUAGUUUUUGGCAUGGGCUAUGUGACUAAUUCGGCAAUCAUUCCUGUUAUCAUGGGAAAGGUGUGACCUUUUUUCCAGUAGGAACCUAGGAGGAUAUCUCCCUAGACCAUAGGAGUCACAUGAGAUUCUUAUUCUCCAUGGUGCUUGACAGGGAGGCCUGAUAAUUAGCGAUUCAUUGAACCACAACUCUAUAGUCAACGGCGCUCGUGGUUCGGGGGCAACAGUUCGGGUCUUCCAACACAACAGUAGGUUUCUUCUCUGCGCUUGAAGGGCAUCCUCGCUCCGGCUUGUACUCAUCUCCUUGCAUCUAAUUGCUCGUUUGAUAUUUUCUGUAGGCCCGUCUCACUUGGAGGAGGUGCUGAGGGAACAGAUCGCCAAUGGGCAGCCGCGAACGCACAGGCCUUGGAAGAAGAUAAUUGUCAUCGUUGAGGGAAUUUACAGCAUGGAGGGGGAGCUCUGCAAGCUUCCAGAGAUCAUCGCAGUUUGCAAGAAAUAUAAGGUUCUGACCCUGUGGAGAUUUCUUGAAAACCCUUAUCCCUAUCGGCUGAAAUAUGAUUCUUAUCAAUUAUUUUCCCCCUUUGGGCAGGCCUACACAUACCUGGAUGAGGCGCACAGCAUAGGUGCCGUUGGGAAGUCGGGCAGAGGCGUCUGCGAGCUCCUUGGAGUUGACACAGCUGAUGUGGAUAUAAUGAUGGGGACCUUCACAAAGUCUUUUGGUUCCUGUGGAGGAUACAUUGCUGCAUCAAAGGUUUCUUUCUAUUUUUAGAAGAAAAUUUGUUUUCUGUCGCGAAGUUGGUGAACAUGCAUGUAACCUGGUGGCCAACUAAACCCCCGUCGAUAUCAGGAAAUCAUCCAAUAUUUGAAGUUCACUUGCCCGGCUCAUCUCUACGCGACGUCUAUGUCAGCACCCGCGGUUCAGCAGGCCAUAUCUUCUAUGAAGGUCAUUCUUGGGGAGGAUGGGUCUAACAGAGGUAGGCGAUUCUCUCUCUUCCUCCUACAACUCCAUUCCUAUAAUUACCUGUACGCAUCUUUAUUUUCUCUCUUAUUAUCUCAGGGGCUCAGAAGCUCACCCGGAUCCGUGAGAACAGCAACUUCUUCCGAUCAGAGCUUCAAAAGAUGGGGUUCGAGGUCCUCGGAGAUAAUGACUCACCAGUCAUGCCGAUAAUGCUCUACAACCCGGCAAAGAUCCCAGCUUUUUCGAGGGAAUGCCUCCGACAGAAUGUGAGUACACAUCAAACCUGUUUUUUUUUUGUUCCCCCUUCAUAAUCUCAGCCCUCUCAAGAACAGACGAGCUCUCGGAUGCAUGAUCUCUUUCAAUCUCCAUGCACUUGACCAAUAUCAGAGUUCAUCCAUCCUUCCUCUUCCCUCCUUGCAUGUCCCCAAUCAGUUCUUCUACCCUAAGAAUUUUCUAUACUUGGAAACUAUUCCAUCACCUAGAUUUCUUCUGUAGAAACAUCAUAUUCUAAUCAUAUCUUUCUGGUUAUUAGGUUGCGGUAGUGACUGUUGCAUUCCCUGCCACCCCGCUGCUCCUGGCGCGGGCACGCAUCUGCAUAUCUGCCUCCCACACCAGGGAAGACCUAAUCAAGGGUUUAGAGGUGAGUUCUCCGAAGUGUUCCUCGUAUUUGUCAUCAUAUUCUCGUUCCUCGGGCAGCUAAGUCCGUCCCCGGCGUAUGAUUCUGAUCUUUUCCAUGAUCUUUGUUUGCAGGUCAUCAGUAAAGUCGGAGAUCUCGUGGGCAUUAAGUACUUCCCUGUCGAACCCGAGAAGAAACAGCCUGACCGCUACACAAAGAAGCUGGAGUAA
Spirodela intermedia is the source of this 3162-nucleotide messenger RNA. The record is from the annotation of a GenBank genome assembly. NCBI's taxonomy places the organism in Eukaryota, Viridiplantae, Streptophyta, Magnoliopsida, Alismatales, Araceae.